Messenger RNA from Hibiscus syriacus, 1094 nucleotides. RefSeq lists its product as uncharacterized. The coding region runs from base 149 to 823 and encodes 224 amino acids. The transcript is spliced from 4 exons. The record is from RefSeq and is a predicted model, not a curated record. NCBI's taxonomy places the organism in Eukaryota, Viridiplantae, Streptophyta, Magnoliopsida, Malvales, Malvaceae.
UAUUAUUAAUUUCGUUUACCAAAAGAUUUAAUAAAAAUACGAAGAAAACCGUAGGAAGGAAAGGUGCGUACUGCGCACUUUUCCUAAUUUCUGUGAUUUAAUCGUUCCCUUUUUCUUCCUCGAAUCUUUGGUAAUCUUUUGGCUCGCUAUGUCGAUUCGUAAUCGGCUAAGUUGGAGACUUUUCUUUCGUUUUCUGGUCUGGUGGAUUUUCUUCAGCUGUUUUCCAGGAUUAAUUUCAUCGGCAGAAGUUACUUUGGAUUCGAUUGAAAUAUUCAACACGCACGAGUGGCUACUAAGUCCGACGGUUUAUUUCUCAUGCAAAGGAGAGAACGAGACGGUUUUGCCAGAUGUCACCAAAAAAGACGUCGUCUAUUCUUUCAAGGGCGAAGAAUCUUGGCAGCCUCUUACUGAACUUGAAAGCAAAAAAUGCAAGCGGUGUGGGUUCUAUGAGAAGGACACCUUUAAACCAGAUGAUAUGUUUGAUGAAUGGGAGUUUUGUGCUUCGGACUUCAAUGCUACUGGGAAAUAUGUAUUGUUCAAAGGAAAGGAACUUAAUGCUACAUUUAACUGCCAAGAUUGCAAGUCUCUUCCAGCUGGUGCUACCGGUUCGGGUUUUGAAAUGGGUGAUACAAGGAAUAAAACGCGGGUUGCUAUUAUUGUACUGAUUGGUCUGGCUGUUUUAAUUGUAAUAAUAAUUGCGAUGGUGAUGGCUUAUAAAUACUGGCAAAAGAAGAAGAGGCAACAAGAUCAGGCUAGGUUCCUAAAGCUUUUCGAAGAAGGCGAUGAUCUUGAAGAUGAACUUGAGCUUAGUUCUUCGUUUUGAUUGAAUGACACUGUUACCUCCUGUACAGUAAGUUGACCUUUAAUAAAUUUUGCUUUUUGUGGAGAAAUAUAUAUAUAUAUAUAUAUGUACUUCAACAGCUGUGUAUUCUAGGUGGCUUCAGAUAGGUAUAAUUGAGAUUUGUGGCUCUGUUGUCACAGCUAUUAGUUAAGUUCUGACCAGUUCCUAAGAUUGCUGCUGAUGAAAAUUCCCUUUCGCUGUUAUCUCGUAAAUGGAAUUCAUCAGAAGCGGAGGAUUUUAUACAAAUGGUUGC